Rhodofomes roseus is the source of this 2601-nucleotide messenger RNA. RefSeq lists its product as uncharacterized. The coding region runs from base 1 to 2601 and encodes 866 amino acids. Lineage: Eukaryota; Fungi; Basidiomycota; Agaricomycetes; Polyporales; Fomitopsidaceae. The transcript has 6 exons. The record is from RefSeq and is a predicted model, not a curated record.
AUGAAGAAACUCACAGUUUGGGCGGACGAUCAGCUCGCCACCAUGGAGGCGUACACGGCGGCCUUUCGCCUGGCCGAAGAGCCAGCCAGGAGAAAGGUCGUCGACGAUGUCCUGGGGCAACUCAAGACCAUGCCGCUGCAGAGUUUGGAACAAUUGACAGAGAAGCAACAGAAGGCGGCCGUCCUGAAAUGGCUCGCACAGAACUGUAAGGAAGGGGGGAAGAAGAAGAAGCAGAAGACAGGGGUUUCCGGCACCACGCGCGGCUUGGACGUGUUCCGGCGCGAGAAGCGGGAGGAGAUAUAUGAAGCGGCGUACGGUGGCAAGGAAAAGAAGCAGUUCGGGGCCUUUAGGGCGAAGACGUACGAGCUUUGGGCACUCGUACCUCCUGCGGAGAAAAAGGAAUAUGUGGCCCAGGGUAAGGAGAUCCGCGGCUUGAUCCAUGGGAAUAUCGGCAACGUGGAGCCGCCCGUGCUUCCGUCAAAGACGUUGAGUCGCAGUCUCCACACGAAGUGCGAGACAUUUGCCAAGAAGUUGUGGAUUGAAAACGGAGUCCGCGUCUGCUUCCUGUUUGCGGGCAACACAACGGAUAAAGGACCAGUUGCGGGCCUCAUGGAUCAUAAUGCCAAAUUUGGUGCACCAUCUAACUUCUCGGACGUGGCCGAUGACCCUGACUGGAAUCCGACGAAGCUCUGGUCUGACUGGGAGGAUUGGGCUACUGAUUUAUUGGGAAAGAAGGCGGAGUCCGUUUUGCGUUCGGGCAAUGUGAGCAAAGCACAGAAGAGGACGGGAUUUGGUCCGCUCUUGGCCACCGAUGAGGCAACGGGAUUGCCGAGGAUUCCUCCACCUGAAGAGCUCGACACACUUCAAAUGAAGACCGCGCAGGAGUGGCAGUUCAUGGUUCGACAGUUCCUCAAUGAUCACCACACCGCGGCUUCUAAUGGAAAGAAGCGGAAUAUCCCCUGGAAACGCGCCAAGGCACUCGACACGUCCCUGUGGAUUGAAGACGGCUCAUGGCCGGACUUCGUAAAAUUUGAUGAGCCGUCCAAGAUCCGGAAAUCGCAGUGCAUUGAACUGAUCCGAUACUGGGGGCAGUUACAAGACACGGACGAAGGGAGAGCAUUUCGGAUGUCGGGCUGGUUGCAGGAUGACGGCGACACUGCUAUUGACGAUCCUGAGGAUGUGCAGCCAGGAAGGUACGAUGAAUGGCUCGCACGGUGGAUCAAGGACGCACCCAGGAGAGAAGCGGAGAGACAGCGCGAGGAUGAGAGACAGGCGGAGGAGAGACAGGCGGUCGACAAACAAGCAGCCAGCACGCGGAUGGCUCAGCAACCUGGAACCCAGACACAGGCAGGGGGGGCGAACAUGGCAUCUGGAAGCGGCCAAUCUGGGAAACAGCUCGCUGCGCCGCACCUGUCUGCAAAAGCCUUAGGGAAGCAGAAAGCAAGGAAGGCCAUACCGUCAGAGACCCCCUCUCCAUCGUUGUCUCCCAGCUGGUCCUCACCGGAGCCCUCAGUGAAUGACACUGAAGAGCAGGCAGGAGACGCCUCUGAGGGGUCGACUGCCGUGAAGCCCACAAGCACGCAAACGGCGACCGCCGAGCCCAUCCCAGCAGAGCUGCCCUUUAAUGGGAUGGCCCCUUCAGCCGCUCGCCCGAGUAUGCGCGUCAACUUCUUGCGAUCCCUGUCGACCGACAGGCGGUACAUGGUUCUGUGCAACGAAUAUGCUCGCGCGAUUAUCGCUGCGGCCAAGCCUGGACGCCAACCGCGACCCGCCUAUACCCCCCCUGCCAUUCCGGGCGUGCCUUGGGCGUCAUGGAGUUGGGGUUCACAAUCUCUUCCUCAGGAAGUCCACAAAUCCUCCAGCGGGCUAGACCCACUUAUCACGUAUCUGCGCGCUACUGUAUGGGUCUCCGAGGGGAAAGCAGCGCUGCGCAAAGUCGAACAGGUUCUCCUCGCUGUCGGACUUGCUCUCCGCGACAUCGAUAGCGCCCAGUUUGUCAAUGACCCUGACGACCCACCUUCGGCAGGGAUACCUCCUUUCGUUGUGGCGACGCAACUCGGCAUUGCGUCGAGCAACAUGCUGCUUGAUCUUAUUCAGCCUAUUGCAAACGCCCGGAUUGUGGACGUAUUCGGUAAAGCCCCGGCACCCGCUGCGCCGCCUGCCAUCACUCCCAACUUGCCUGCUGUUCCUAAGAGCCUGUCACCACGCCCUCUCUCGCCAAUGCGUUCCAUCUUGCCUCGUGCACCUCUGCCUGGUGCCGCUCUCUCUGCUGCGUCGUCGCCUUCGCCCGCCCCCAAAGCCCAUGUGCAAGAAGCGGCCCUCGUUCCCGGUCAGGUUGAGACGCUGCGCCCAUCUGACGGGCAGGCGAUGGACUUGGAAGAGAUGGCAAAGGUUCCUACCGCGUCUCGAAGCAUUUCGCAGGGAGGAUCAGCAUCGAAGGCGCGCAGACGACCGUACGAAGAUGGCCCUCAGGCCUACGAGGCAGAGUCUACAUUGCGUCCCUCGAAGAAGCCUAGGAGCGGAACCGUUGUAGUGGCUCCCGAGGCCAUGUCGCAGCAGCCUCAUAGGGAGAGGCGGGCUCCACAGAAGUUGGACUUGUAG